Messenger RNA from Gracilinanus agilis (Agile Gracile Mouse Opossum), 986 nucleotides. It is a transcript of the gene KCNMB4, whose product is annotated as potassium calcium-activated channel subfamily M regulatory beta subunit 4. Gene Ontology annotation, cellular component: voltage-gated potassium channel complex; membrane. The record is from RefSeq and is a predicted model, not a curated record. NCBI's taxonomy places the organism in Eukaryota, Metazoa, Chordata, Mammalia, Didelphimorphia, Didelphidae. Gene Ontology annotation, molecular function: calcium-activated potassium channel activity; potassium channel regulator activity. Gene Ontology annotation, biological process: potassium ion transport; detection of calcium ion. The coding region runs from base 1 to 633 and encodes 210 amino acids. The transcript is spliced from 3 exons.
AUGGCGAAGAUCAGGGUGGCUUACGAGUACACGGAAGCGGAGGACAAAAGCAUCCGGCUGGGCUUGUUCCUCAUCAUCUCGGGCAUCGUGUCUCUCUUCAUCUUCGGCUUCUGCUGGCUCAGUCCCGCCCUGCAGGACCUGCAAGCGAAGGCGGCCAAUUGCACGGUGCUGUCGGUGCAGCAAAUUGCCGAGGUGUUCGAGUGCACCUUCACCUGUGGCGCCGACUGCCGCGGCACCUCGCAGUACCCCUGUGUCCAAGUCUAUGUCAACAACUCCGAAUCCCACUCUCGGGCGCUGUUGCACCGCGACGAGCACCAGCUGUUAACCAACCCCAAGUGCUCAUAUAUCCCUCCCUGUGAAAGAGAAAAUCAGAAGAAUUUGGAAAGUGUCAUGAGUUGGCAACAGUACUGGGAAGAUGAAAUUGGUUCUCAGCCAUUCACUUGCUAUUUUAAUCAGUAUCAGAGGCCUGAUGACGUGCUUCUGAAGCGCACCCAUGACGAGAUCGUCUUGCUGCACUGCUUCCUCUGGCCCCUGGUCACCUUCCUGGUGGGAGUCCUUAUCGUGGUGCUGACCAUCUGUGCCAAGAGUCUGGCCGUCAAAGCUGAAGCCAUGAAAAAGCGCAAGUUCUCCUAGAGGCCACGCCCCCGAGGAAGAAGCCAAAAGUCAGCAGGACAUGAGGGGAAACGUGACCGAGGCCGCUCUUUCAGGUCCCCUCCUCAGCCCCCGCAAAGCAUCCUGGGAAACGUAGGUGUGGCCUGCGGCUGGGCAAGGACUCCUGCGGGAAGGGUGCGGGAGUUCUCUCUUGUCCUCCAGGGCGGCGGCAACGAGCAGCAGAAAGCCGCAGCGUGGCCCAUGUUGUAGUAGACAUUUCCAAGCAAUGGCUCCUUGUUAAGCUCUUAGCUUUGUGGAAUGACCAUUUCAGAAAAUCGUGUAGAUUUCCUUUUAUUUGAAAACAAACAUUCUGCCAGUCAGUAUGAUGUAGAAUG